Parnassius apollo (apollo) is the source of this 954-nucleotide messenger RNA. NCBI's taxonomy places the organism in Eukaryota, Metazoa, Arthropoda, Insecta, Lepidoptera, Papilionidae. The record is from the annotation of a GenBank genome assembly.
AUGGCUAGCAUAGAAUUAGAUAUAUGGCGGGGUGAGUGGGGACUUGCAUCUAUAGAUUUAGAGUGUCUUAAAGUGUUGACUUAUAUGAAAUUCAUUGGAGUUCCUGUAAAAGUUCAUGAAGCAAACAAUCCGUAUUUUGCACCAAAAGGUCAGUUACCUGUCAUGAGAGAUGGCCGUAAAGUACUCACAAGCUUUGAGGAGGUUGUGGACCAUUUGAAAUCAUUACAUUACAGCACAGAUGUUCACCUAAACACACAACAAGCAGCGGAAGCUAGUGCUUUUACGCAGUAUCUAAGAGAAAAGCUAUACCCAGCAUAUCAGUAUGCAUGGUGGGUUGAUGAAAAAAAUUAUACUGAAAUUACAAGGCCAGCAUAUGCCAAAGCUUUACGAAUACCGUUUAACUUCUACUACCCAGGAAGGUAUCAGAACUCUGCUAAGGAGAUGGUUGAUGCAUUAUAUGGAGAACACACUGACUUAAGGGAAAUUGAAAAAACAAUAUACCAAGAAGCAGAAAAAUGUCUUAAAACUCUGUCGGAUCGAUUGGGAGAAAGUGAGUACUUCUUCGGCAAUAGACCAUCAUCGUUUGAUGCAAUAGUGUUUGCUUAUUUGGCCCCUUUGGUGAAGGCCCCAUUUCCUAACGCAACACUUUCAAACCAUGUUAAGGGUAUUGCAAAUCUAAGCAGAUUUGUAGCAAGGAUUAAUCAGAAGAACUUUAGACAUGUCACUGAUGAAUACAAUCGACAAAAUUCAAAGAAACAUUCAACUGGAACACAGUCUGAUAGGGAAGCCGCUAACUUUCCAAACCAAACACGUAAUAAAAUAUUGGCAGCGUUGUUUGCUGCCAUCGCCAUGACUGGUUACGCAAUGGCUAAUGGAAUGUUCCAAGACUUGAAAGAUUUCGAACAUUCUCGAGAUUACAACGAGUUGUUUGACAAUGAGGAAGAUGACAACUGA